Peronospora farinosa is the source of this 426-nucleotide messenger RNA. Lineage: Eukaryota; Oomycota; Peronosporomycetes; Peronosporales; Peronosporaceae. The record is from the annotation of a GenBank genome assembly.
AUGCGCCUUCCCUGUGUCCCGAUACUGUUCGCUGUUGCUACCCGUCCAGUGGCUGUUGGUGCACACGCAGAGCCGUCGGACAUCGUCACCUCAGAUGGCCAAUUUGAGGUCCAGAGACACUUGAGGGUCCAAGAACGCGCACAUGAUAAAGACGACUACGAAAGGACGAGUCCCCUAGUCGAAGAAAUCAUAAGCUCGGCAGAAAAAAUUGAACCUGCGAUCACAAUCUCGCAUCCCCUCGAAAGUGCGUCAGAUACCUCGAAUACCUUAAAACGUCCGGCAGAUAUAUUGGAAUCCGAGAACAGGCCAGCCAAGAUUCGUAAAACUAUGGUGAAUGAUUUUUUGGCCAAAGCGAACAAGGAAAAGUCGCUGACCAUGCCAACGAAAAAAGGUGAAAAGCGUAAAUAUCCCAUCAUUGAUCUAUGA